Messenger RNA from Exserohilum turcica Et28A, 582 nucleotides. RefSeq lists its product as uncharacterized. The record is from RefSeq and is a predicted model, not a curated record. Bases 1 to 582 code for a protein of 193 amino acids. Lineage: Eukaryota; Fungi; Ascomycota; Dothideomycetes; Pleosporales; Pleosporaceae. The transcript has 2 exons.
AUGAUUCUUAUACUUGACACCUUCAACUUCCAGGCUAGGCCAGACCUCCGUCGCAAGGAAGCCGUCUGGAUCACCGAAAACGAAGAAUGGCUGCGUGCACAGCAGGAAAAGCUGCUCCUUGCCGAACUCGAAGCCGCAGAAGACAAGCCCAAGAAGCCCAAGCAAAAACGCAAACACCACCAAAUGGGCGACGGUAGCGUCCUUGAAGGCCAGCCCGCAGCCAGCGCCGCAGACGCCGCACACAAGAUGCUCAAGAGGCGCGCCAACAAGGCCUUCAGUAACCACAUCAACUACGACCGCCUCAAAGAACUCUUCCCAGGCGGUGGCGCCGCAUCAGCAAGUCCGGCGGAUAGCGCCCAGGGCACUAGCCCCGUUGCAAAAUCCCCGCCUACUACCACUACCACCACUACCACCACUAUUGUGCCCCAAGCCACACAUGCAGAUGCAGACGCCGAAGAAGAAGACGAAGACGACGACGACGACGACAACAUGCACGUCCAAGACGAAGACGAAGAAGAUCUCGAACACAAUUAUCUCGAUGAUGAGGACGAGGGCUUCGGCAACGAGACUUAUGAUUAUUAG